AUGGAAGAUACCGCCCUGCCUUCUCAGGCAUCCCUCAUGAGCAACAGUGGUAACGGUGGUGGCAAUAUUCAUUCAUCCAAGUCCGAGAACAGAAAGCGUUUUGGGCCUUCUGGUGAUUUUCGGACUAGGCUCUCUCGUGGAAACUUUACUCUUUCUCGACAAGACUCUUUCGAUGUUGGGAAUGAUCCUGUGGAAGCGUCAUCGCCACGCUCUUUGGUUAGUUAG
Messenger RNA from Rodentolepis nana, 225 nucleotides. The record is from the annotation of a GenBank genome assembly. NCBI's taxonomy places the organism in Eukaryota, Metazoa, Platyhelminthes, Cestoda, Cyclophyllidea, Hymenolepididae.